ACACACACACACACACACUCACACAUACACAUAUAUACACAGACACACAACAGAUAUGACCUCUGGCGAGAUGAGCUCUCUGGGUGCCCUGUCGUUGACUGUGUGUGUUUCUUCCAGCUGGCACAUAAGAGCCUCUGUAUCCAGACAAAGAGCGGUGCUCCGGGCCCGCUGCUCCGCCUGCGGAGGUGGGGGAGGAGGAGGGAGCGGUGGUGGAGUUCCUCCUGUCAGCCUUUGUGUCCUAAUUGAAGUUUUUCUGCCUCUCAACCCUCCCGUCUUUCCUCCCCCAUGCUGGUUAGAGGAGGAUGAAGGGGGGAGGAGUGGACCUGACUGUGGUUUGAGGGGAGGGUUUCAUAUCAGGCUUUGUUGCUGCUGGCAUGAUGCUCGUCUCUGGUUGCCCUCCUCUUUAGCACACAUUUUCAUAAACACAGAGAUAGCUUGGUCUGAUGAAAAGGCAGGGUGCUGUGAGGGGGAUUCUGCCAGCUCUGUUUCUGGGAACAGGACGCAACAGGAGAGCUAAUGUGCUAAAUGAGCUAAUGUGCCCAUUAAAACGUGACAGUAAUAAUUUGAAAAUCAAUAAAGCUGGCUACGUAAUCCUUAAUUGCAUAAUGACAAAGCUUGAUCACAUUGUACUGUAAUCAGAUUUUUUUGAGUUUUGAGGGUGUGGUCAUAUGAUGGUUUUAAAGCAGAUAUUGCUCUGAAAGUGGCUAAGAAUAUACGUACAGAAGCAGAAUGAGUCAGAGGGUUGGACAGUUUGGAGAAAAUAUCUCUGUUUUAUAAGUAAAUGUGGCAUGAACAGUGCGAAACAAGAUUUGUUUGCAGCAAACAUAAUCACAAACUUUAUUUUUCUUGAAAAAAAAAAAAAAAAAAAAAGCUCCAACCGUCCAUCCAUGUGGUUUCCACUUUACCAGUAUAUUCUGUAUUGGUCCAACCACCUUUCCACAGUUAAUACAUGUACACACACUGAUGUUUGUGUGUCUGUUGUUCAGAAAUGUGCCAGAAAGAGCAAGUUGCCACGGGAACAGAAGACUGAAGUAGCUUAAAACACGACAUCUGAACCAGUCACUCUCUCUUUUCCUGACUCUGUUUCACACAGAGCAGCUCUUUGUUGUAUGUGGCUGUCAAGUGGCAGUGAUCUUGAGCUGAUCACGUAGUGCGUUUCUUCGGAAGCCCAAUAAAAAAAAAACAAAAAAGAAAAAAAAACAUGAAACUGUCAUCAGAAGAAGGAAACCAAAUCUCUUAGGAAGAGAGAAUCUCUUGCUGCAGAAACAUGCUAAGUAUGUUUUUGAAAUCAGUAUAAAUAUGGCCUGCAGUUACACUGUCACGACGCUCUACAGAUGUCAGUUUUCUGUGUUGGUUCAACCAAAAAAAAAAAAAAAAAAAAAAAGCUUUAAGUACACUUCCCUUUCCACCGCAACCAGUGUAACAAAGGACGUGAAUUCAAGCCAGCUUUAAAGAUAACUGUGCCUCUCUUUCCUCUUAUUUAUUGUUUUGUCUUUAUUUUAAUAGUUAUAAAAACACAAAUACCCCUCUAUGUAUCUUAACUGGAAAUUGUUAAUGAUCUUUUGCAGCAUGUGACAGUUGUCUUCACCCCGCAGGAAGAAUUCAUAGCAUUUAUUUCUACAGCAUCACAGUGUUUUUAUGCAGCUUUCUUGCUCAGUUAUCUCUUGAAUAAGACUUGAAAAACAACCUCUUAAUAUCAGCGAGACUUUCACCUGGUUGAACAACGAGGUCAAGGGAAAGCAGCUAAGUGCGAAUGCCACAAAAUGAAAUCUGACAGUUAAUCUCACAUUUGACACGAGCCCUGUUGGUACACAGUCGUUAUUCAUUGCUUCUGAAUUCCUGCCUCUGACUCGCAGACCGAGAGAGAGAGAGAGAGAGAGAGAGAGAGAGAGAGAGAGAGAGAGAGAGAGAGAGAGGCUGAUGAGCUGUUUGCGCAGAAUCGAGAGAGGGAGAAAGAGAGAGAGGCGGUGGAUGUCAGUGAGCGAGCAAGCCAAAGAGAGAGAGAGGGAGUGCUUCUCCCUUCCCCUAGCAACGGUCGGCGGUGGUCGUCUCCAGCCUGUUGUUUUCUCUCUCGCUCUCUGUCGUACACACACACAGACACACACACACACACCACUCACUCAUAGACUCCUUCUGUGGCUCUUUCGCUCGCUCAUCUGCCUGUUGGACCCCGGGGUGUCUUUUGACAUUUUUUCCAAAUGACUCUUUUUGCUUCUUCCUGAGAGAUGAAUGCUGUUUUUCGAGGAUAAGCAAAAGAAAAUCAAGGUGAAAAGCAGCAAGAGAAAAGGACUAAAGAAAUAAGAGAGAAGCAGAGUGAGUGAGACAGGGAGAGAAAAGGAGGAUGGAGCCCCUCAGCGCUCGUGGCCUGCCCCGGCUCUCCUGGAUCGACACCCUCUACAGCAAUUUUAACUACAACACAGAUGGCUACGAGGGGGAUGGGGCCGAGGACGGCAAGUCUCAGGAUGGCUCGGAGACGCUGCCCUACAUAGAUGAAUCGCCCACCAUGUCGCCCCAGCUGUGCGCACCCCAAGGCCCCGAUGGCGAGGCGGUCUCCCCCACACCACCAGAGGGCCUGCUGCCUGGGGGAGACACAGAGAAAGGGCUGGAAAUGAAGAAACUGGUGCUGUCUGGUUUCUUGGCCAGUGAGGAGAUCUACAUUAACCAGCUGGAGGCCCUUCUAUUGCCCAUGCGUCCUCUGAAAGCCACAGCCACAACCUCCCAGCCCGUGCUGACCAUUCAGCAGAUAGAGACCAUCUUCUACAAAAUCCAGGACAUCUUUGAGAUCCACAAGGAGUUCUAUGACGCCCUCUUACCCAACAUCCAGCAGUGGGACGAGAAGGUCACUGUGGGACAUUUGUUCCAGAAGCUGGCCAGCCAGCUGGGUGUGUACAAGGCCUUUGUGGACAACUACAAGGUGGCGCUAGAGACGGCAGAGAAAUGCAGCCAAGCCAACAUCCAAUUCCAGAAGAUAUCUGAGAACCUGAAAGUAAAAGGGCCUAAAGACUCAAAAGAUUGUACCACAACUAUCUCAAUGGAAGCUCUCCUUUACAAGCCGAUUGACCGCGUCACCAGAAGCACCCUGGUCCUUCAUGACUUGCUGAAACAUACUCCCAAGGACCACCCGGACUUCCCGCUCCUGCAGGACGCUCUGCGGAUAUCUCAGAACUUCCUCUCCUCCAUCAACGAGGAGAUUGACCCCCGCAGGACUGCUGUCACCACGCCCAAGGGAGAGGCUCGUCAGCUGGUGAAGGAUGGCUUCCUGGUGGAAGUGUCAGAAAGCUCCAGGAAGCUACGGCACGUCUUUCUCUUCACCGACCUGCUGCUCUGUGCCAAGAUGAAGAAGACGGCUGUGGGUCGUCACCAGCAGUAUGAGUGCAAGUGGUACAUCCCUCUGGCAGACCUGACUUUCCAGACGCUGGACGACUCUGACUCUUGCCCCAGCAUCCAAGUCCUACCUGAGCACGAGCUGGAGGAGAUGAAGAUCAAGAUCUCGGUCUUAAAGAGUGAAAUACAGAAAGAGAAGAAAGCGCCGAAGGGUCAGAGCCGCGUGGAGCGUCUGAGGAAGAAGAUGAACGAGCAGGAGUCGUGGCUGCUCACACACUCCCCCACCAUCCCUUUCCGCAUCCACAACAAACAUGGAAAGAGCUAUCUGUUUCUCCUCUCCUCUGACUAUGAGAGGUCUGAGUGGAGGGAAAGCAUCCAGAAACUCCAGAAGAAAGAUCUCCAAGCGUGUGUAUUAAGUUCUGUGGAGCUCCAGGUCCUGACCAGCUCUUGUUUCAAACUCCGGACCGUGCACAACAUUCCUGUCACCAGCAACAAAGAUGAUGAGGAGACUCCUGGCCUGUACGGCUUUCUGCACGUGAUCGUCCACUCGGCCAAGGGGUUCAAGGAGUCAGCCAAUCUAUACUGCACCCUUGAAGUGGACUCAUAUGGGUACUUUGUCAGCAAGGCCAAGACCCGAGUCUUCAGAGACACCACAGAGCCACAGUGGAAUGAAGAGUUUGAAAUUGAACUGGAGGGCUCCCAGCACCUGCGGAUCCUGUGUUACGAGAAGUGUUACGACAAAAGCAUGCUUAACAAGGACGACAACGAGAUUGUGGACAAGAUCAUGGGCAAAGGGCAGGUCCAGCUGGAUCCUCAGACAGUGCAGUCCAAGAACUGGCACAUGGACGUCAUAGAGAUGAACGGGAUCAAAGUGGAAUUCUCCAUGAAGUUUACGAGUCGGGACCUUAGUUUGAAGAGAACGCCGUCCAAAAAACAGAGUGGGGUGUUUGGAGUCAAAAUCAACGUGGUGACAAAGCGUGAACGCUCCAAGGUGCCUUACAUAGUCCGUCAGUGCAUUGAGGAAGUGGAGAAGAGGGGGAUUGACGAAGUAGGAAUCUACAGGAUCUCAGGGGUGGCCACUGAUAUCCAGGCCCUCAAAGCAGCAUUUGACUCCAAUACCAAAGAUAUCCUGGUGAUGCUGAGUGAUAUGGACAUUAACGCCAUCGCAGGGACGCUGAAACUGUACUUCAGGGAGCUGCCGGAGCCUCUGCUCACCGACCGCCUCUACCCCGCCUUCAUGGAGGGCAUAGCACUCUCAGACCCAGCAGCCAAGGAGAACUGCAUGAUGCACCUCCUGCGCUCUCUGCCGGACCCCAACCUCAUGACCUUCCUUACUCUGCUGGAGCACCUCAAACGGGUGGCUGAGAAGGAACCCAUCAACAAGAUGUCCCUCCAUAACCUGGCCACCGUGUUUGGCCCCACUCUGCUCAGGCCCUCAGAGUCGGAGAGCACAAAGGGACAGCACAUCACCUCCGCCUCCGACAUCUGGUCACAUGACGUCAUGGCACAGGUCCAGGUGCUGCUCUACUACCUGCAGCAUCCUCCCAUCUCCUUUGCCGAACUGAAGCGCAACACGCUCUACUUUUCCACUGACGUUUAAUCCCCACCCACCUCCCUCGGGGCGGCGCCUGGAGACGAGAGAGUGGGAGACUACAUACAAACCUUGGUCCCUGCCGCUCGGUCCUCCUGCCUCACCUCUCCUCCCAGCAGGCAGCUCAUCUCAACUGUACAGCCCCCCCCCCCCCACACACACACAACCCAACCCCACCCCAAUCCACAUCUCUCCUCUGUAAACCCCGCAAAACCAACCCCCCCCACCCCCGCCCUGAAAAGAGAUGGAGCCGAACACGAAGUGAGGUGGUGAAGGAGAUUUCCUGGUCGUCUAGUAGUCAUGCAUCAUGUCCUGUUUGUAAUGUGAGGAGAGCAGAGCCGCUCCCCAGCUCCCACCGACAAGACAACAAGGCAUUCUGGGACGACAGUGGGGAAGGUUGAGGGGUCUGGAGGCCACAGCCUGGCGCGGUGGCACAGGUUCAUGCCCAAAGCGUGUGCGGUGUUGUCAUCUAGUGAGCCCCUUUCCAGACACUGGUUCUAUGAUCUCAGAAACCAGUCAACUCAACCUCCAGCUUUUUUUCCUGAUCAGAGGCAUUCCAGAAAAAAUGGCAUUUACAUGUUUUAUAAUUCUGUUCAAAAGCUGUUUUUGUUUCCUUUUUCUGUCUUUCUGGCUUUGUGCAUGUGGUGGAGGAGGCUGAGGUGUAUGAGUGACAAUGUGGAUGUACUUGAGUGAGUGAGUGAGUGAGUGAGUGUGUGUGUGUGUGUUUAAGGGACUAUGAGAACUUGUGAGGUUUAGAAGUGGCUGGGAAGCCAUCCUAAGAAAUGGCUGGCGAUAUGUCUCUCUGUGCUGCCAGACAAGAGAGAACUGCCCUCCCCAGUGAGUCUUGGCCAAAUUAGCCCUAUUUAUUUUAAAUAUAUAUAAUAUGUGUGCCUGUACAGUUCUGUGCAACUAGAGAAAUGCUCUAAGGAGUCUGUUUUUUGAAGUUUAUUCAGGUAGUGAUGUUAUUUUUAGUCUGAUUUUCUCAUUCACCAUGUCCAUGGUUGGUAAGCUGUACGGAAAAGAUCACCAGAACGUCUGCCAAUUGAUUUCAGAUCACUCUGUAGAGGAGAAAGGUCACUCUGUGACUUGAGGGUUGUUGGGAAAAAAAACACACAAUGAAUGGAACAUUUAGCUUUUCUUUUCUUGUUGUUGCAUUGCAAGCCUGUUCCAAGUGUCUUACUGCACCGGUAUAAUCUAUAGAAUGAUUUGUGUAGUUGCCCUCAUUGCAUGUUCAGCUUGUCAAUCAAACCAGGCCAGGUAACACAAAGGUAGGUUGUCAACGCAAGGCCCCUUUGCUAAGACUGGCAAACGUCCAUCUCUGCUGUGUACAAAGCCAACCUUUCUGCUAUCGAGCCUGCGACAUAUCUUAAAAUACUGUAAGCACUGCUAGAUGAGUACUAUUUGAUAUUUUUAAUAUAAGAUUAAAAUAAAAAUAAAAAAUGUUGUAUUUUACUUCUGUUGAGAAGAAUUUCAAUAUACUGUAAUAUUGAGGCUAAAUGUUAAUGUGAACUUUUUCCCCCCUUUUUUUUAGUAAAAUAAAAGUUACCAAAACACUC
Messenger RNA from Toxotes jaculatrix (banded archerfish), 6471 nucleotides. RefSeq names its product ABR activator of RhoGEF and GTPase (gene abr). The record is from RefSeq and is a predicted model, not a curated record. The transcript has 23 exons. NCBI's taxonomy places the organism in Eukaryota, Metazoa, Chordata, Actinopteri, Toxotidae. Bases 2342 to 4924 code for a protein of 860 amino acids. Gene Ontology annotation, molecular function: GTPase activator activity; protein serine/threonine kinase activity; guanyl-nucleotide exchange factor activity. Gene Ontology annotation, cellular component: membrane. Gene Ontology annotation, biological process: protein phosphorylation; positive regulation of GTPase activity; intracellular signal transduction.